Linum trigynum is the source of this 4225-nucleotide messenger RNA. The record is from the annotation of a GenBank genome assembly. Lineage: Eukaryota; Viridiplantae; Streptophyta; Magnoliopsida; Malpighiales; Linaceae.
AAAAUUCUCUACUUUCCCUUAUUGGGUGGGUAACAUUUCUCUUUUGUGUCUCUUGAUUGGAGUUAUGGUCCAAGAUGAGAGUUUUUUUAUUUUUAUGAUUGAAUGCGAGGAGUUAAUGAUGCCUCUAAAAGAGUAUUGAUGAGAGAUGAUUGCAUCGGAAUUUGAGAUGUGUCUAACUAGGUGAGUUGGGCGUCUCAACUAUUUCGAUUACAAUUUUGUUAGGUUGAAAGAACGACAUGCGGAGUAUGAUAACGUAAUACAAACUAAUAAAUUUUCUAUUAAAUAUGAACUAAAUAUAUCCGUAACUCUGCUCAGGGCUCCCAUAAUGACAUAAUAUACUUGUUGAUAAAAUGAAGGUUGUGCCCAAAAUGUCUCGGGAUGCCGUUGGUGGGAGGAUUCUCGGGUGCAUCCAAUUUCAUAAUGGGGAGGUUAAAAUAAUUUUUCUUUUGAUUUUGCUUCUAAAAUAACGCAUUUUGGAUGAAAAACAGUGACUCACUGUGUGUUAUUUGUAAAAUCGACAUAAUUUCUAUCUGUAAGGACCAAAUUGCAAAAUUCACAACCUCAGAGCCCGUUUGUAGAAAAAGCAUAAUUUAGGGGCGAAAAGGUAACCCUCUGAAUUCCUAGUUCUUUUCUGCCUCUCUUUUCGUUUUUUGCAGUCUCUAGUCCUUUCUCUACCGAGUAUCGGCUGUGAAGUUGGAGUCGGGCACAAGCUAGAGGCAAAUACUCUGCAGUCUGCACCGUCGACGACCAAAGAGAUUUAAGUUCGACGAGCAGAGGCCGCCACCGCGCAAGGAGUAGCGUUGAGGGCUUGGUGAAAAGUAAGAAACUUUUUCGAUUUCAGCAGAUCUAUCAAAUUUUCCAACGCAGUCAUUCUGGCAUUGCCCGUUGCUCUUCUUACUGAAAGAGAAUAGAUUGGAGAAGGGAUGUGCCUAUUCCGAGUCCUGACUGUAGCUUGACUGUCCUGAAUUCAUAGCCUCUAUUUCUAGGGUUUAGAGGAUUGAUUUGUCUGGUAAAGAUCCGAUUUUUUUUUUCUUUCUUCCUGUAAUUGAACUUCGUUUAGGGUUCUUGUGUCUUCGUAAAGUCCGAAGCUUUUGUCUUCAAAUUUGAUUGGGUUUUUGCCGUAUUGAUGUCUCUUUGUACGCCUGAAAGGCCGCUGAUACCAUAGCUCGGUCAUCAUGUUGUUACGUCGUCAGGGAAAUUUAAGUUGAAGUUCACUGAAGGAAAACAUGGAAUUGGUUGAUUGCCGCUGCAGUAACGAUAGUCUCAUGAUACCUCCAUUGCAGCUAGUAUUGUGUGUUCAGUUAGUCCCUGGAUAUUUGUCAUAGCAGCAGAGUUUGUGCCGCUUUCUGAUUCAAUUUCAGAGUGCUUUGUGCUCUCUCUGGGGUUCUUUGCCAGACUUUGAUGCAUGCAAAUGGAUUGUUAAGAAUUCAUUGUCCUUGUCUGUUGAAUUGACUUAGUUCUGGUUGUAUUGUAUGGUUCAGUUUUGAUACUUUGUGAACUUGUGCGGUUUCGAUCAGUGGUACGGGUUUGAUCUAUGAUUCUGCUUCUGUCUCACUUACAGUCUCAGUUUUGUAGUCGACAUUUUAGCAUUUGUGUUUGUGUUCACCCCUUCAUCAGCUGAUGUGCGAGAAAGUUGGCAUGACACAUUUUGGAACUCUUAUGUUUCAGGACUUUAAUUAGGACUGCAGACAUGUCUACCUCUUACCUUCCUGCGACGAAAGACUCUAUUUCGCAGGCUAUGGAAGCUGAUGCUCCAUCUGAAUCCAUCUCCAUGCUCUACCGUGUAAUUGAAAAUCCUUCCUCAUCUCCAGAAGCUCUGCGAAUUAAAGAACAAGCCAUUACAGAUCUCACUGAUCUGCUUAGGCAAGAGAAUAGGGCUGAGGAUCUUCGCAGUCUUCUGACUCAGCUGCGACCCUUUUUUGCUGUGAUUCCCAAGGCUAAAACUGCAAAAAUUGUCAGAGGAGUAAUCGAUGCUGUUGCCAAAAUACCCGGCACGUCCGACCUGCAAAUCGCCCUGUGCAAGGAAAUGGUGCAGUGGACCCGUGCAGAGAAGAGGACAUUCCUCAGGCAGCGAGUCGAAUCAAGGCUUGCAGCACUUCUGAUGGAGAACAAGGAGUAUACAGAAGCAUUAACCCUUCUUACCGACUUGGUAAAAGAGGUAAGGAGGUUAGAUGACAAGCUACUCCUUGUGGACAUAGACUUGCUAGAGAGCAAGCUUCACUUUUCACUGAGGAACCUGCCCAAGGCAAAAGCUGCACUAACAGCUGCAAGAACUGCUGCAAAUGCAAUAUAUGUACCUCCGGCCCAGCAAGGCACUAUCGAUUUGCAGAGCGGGAUUCUUCAUGCGGAGGAGAAGGAUUACAAGACUGCCUACAGCUACUUCUUUGAGGCAUUCGAGUCUUUCAAUGCUCUUGAGGACCCCAGGGCAGUUUUCAGUCUUAAGUACAUGCUACUGUGCAAGAUCAUGGUGAGUCAGGCUGAUGAUGUCGCCGGCAUAAUUUCCUCCAAAGCUGGACUCCAGUAUGUGGGGCCAGAGCUGGAUGCUAUGAAAGCUGUUGCUGAUGCUCACUCCAAGAGAUCAUUGAUGUCGUUCGAGACGGCACUGCGUGAUUACAAGGCUCAGCUGGAGGAAGACCCCAUUGUUCAUCGGCAUCUGUCUUCUCUGUAUGACACGUUAUUGGAGCAAAACUUGUGCAGGCUGAUUGAGCCUUUCUCCAGGGUUGAGAUUGGACACAUUGCUGAGCUCAUUGAGCUGCCUACCGAUCAUGUGGAGAAGAAGCUCUCACAGAUGAUUCUGGACAAGAAGUUUGCCGGGACCUUGGAUCAAGGCGCCGGCUGUCUCGUGAUCUUUGAUGAUCCCAAGACGGAUGCUAUAUAUCCCGAUACAUUAGAAACCAUCGCCAAUAUGGGGAAGGUCGUCGACAGCCUUUUUGUGAGGUCUGCCAAGAUCAUGGCGUGAAUAGGAUGCUGUAUCCUUAUCGGGACAUUGCCAAUAGAUCUUUCUGCCUAGCAAUACCCGGAAGAAAGACAUUAAAUUUAUGUGGGGUUUGACUCCACCAUGCUCUUUCUCCCCUCCAUCGUUUAGCUGUAGAAGAAAUCAUGGUUACUCUAUGGAGAGUUACUGGUACAUUUGUUUGCUUUUUACCUUGCUUUCUUGUUCAUCUGAUGGACCUUCUCAGUGGUGGAACUUAUGGUUGGAUGAUGGCUAAGUAGUGGCAUCUCCGUUUUCUUAGCUAUGUGAUCCAUGAUACUAUCUUUCCAGGUGAUGAAUUUGUCAGUUCAUUUUAGUGCCCCCUCUGAACUCGAUUCAUCUGUCCAUCUAUGUGUGCUGACAGUGGAAGAAAUCUCAAUUUCUGAUGCCUGCUAUAGUUGACAGGAUGUUGCAGAGAUGCAAAGUACAUUCAAAGUUUCUGCCUUUUCUGAGUAGGGCUUUAUGUAUUUUUCAAUUUGGAAAGGGAAGUACUUGAUUGGUGGAACCAACGUGCAUGGAAUGGCCUGUUUUGCCUUUGUCGUAACCCACUAGCUCAGGCAGCUUAGAACGGGUGUCGGGUGAUAGAGCAAAGUAACGCAAAGCAGAUCCAUCAUCAGUUCAGUCCAACAAGUAAAGCUACGGUCUAACCCACGACUCUGCUUUGACUGCUUUUGGAACUCUAAUAAUAGAGAAUACCAAAAGCACUGUGGAGAUUGGAGAAUGCUUUCUAUCGAAUUGGAAUGGUGACGUUUCUCAUGUCUCCUCAGAUGUCCAAUUUGUGAUAAGGUGCGUGACUAUGAUGUAUUUGCGUUAGUUUCGUGCACACCACAAUUGUCCGAUCACGUAUCUAAUAACCAAGAAAGUGUAAUCACAUGCGCCAUUUCGAGCAUGUGCUUACACGUAUUCGGCUUUUAGAUCCGUCGCUAGAUGAUUCGCAGAUGAGUGUAGCUUCAGUACCAAAGAUGACAUUGGGGUUGUUUGCUGGCGCCUAUUCAGAUCAGGUGUGCUUCCGAAAGCAGAAGAUGGUGGUCAAAUGCGUUUGUGACAAAAGUUGCUGAGGACUUGCAGUAGUACAUACUGUUCCUGAAAGCGUACUUCCACCAAACAUUCCAUUGUGGACAAGAAAAACCAUUUGUCCUCCUCUGCUUUUACUGCCAUUCUAGAGGUGGUUUCCUUUAGUGAUGAUGUUAAUUUUAAUUUUGCUGUUGCUGGCCGCGUUGUCAUCUAUGCACACAACAAAAAGACAUCUUACUG